This is a messenger RNA of Scomber japonicus (chub mackerel), 456 nucleotides long. Its product is annotated as transcription factor HES-5-like. Gene Ontology annotation, biological process: regulation of neurogenesis; regulation of transcription by RNA polymerase II; anterior/posterior pattern specification. The record is from RefSeq and is a predicted model, not a curated record. Gene Ontology annotation, cellular component: nucleus. Gene Ontology annotation, molecular function: protein dimerization activity; DNA-binding transcription factor activity, RNA polymerase II-specific; RNA polymerase II cis-regulatory region sequence-specific DNA binding. Bases 1 to 456 code for a protein of 151 amino acids. NCBI's taxonomy places the organism in Eukaryota, Metazoa, Chordata, Actinopteri, Scombriformes, Scombridae. The transcript is spliced from 2 exons.
AUGCAGCCAGCAGAGAUCAGAUUCUCUCUACAGAGACCUCUACAGCACAGAGAUCCAGCUAUGGCACCUACAAUCACUGCAGCAAUGACCAACUCUCAGGAGCAUCAGACUCUGACCCACAAGCUCAGAAAGCCUCUGGUGGAAAAGUUACGGAGAGAGCGAAUCAACAGCAGCAUUGAGCAGCUCAAGUCUCUCCUGGGUCCAAAGUUCCUCAAACAGCAGCCAGACUCCAAGAUGGAGAAAGCAGACAUCCUGGAGAUGACAGUUUGCUUCCUGACACAGCUGCAGCAGCAGAAUCAACAGCAAGGAAGACUGCUGAACCAUUUCAACAAGCUGCAGUCUUCCUCUGAGAAGAACCUGAGAGAGGCUGACUUCUCUCCUCUGAGCUCCACAGUCCAGACCAGCAUCACUAAAGAGAAGAGUCCAGUCAACAGCGCCCUCUGGAGGCCGUGGUAG